This is a messenger RNA of Ectocarpus siliculosus, 216 nucleotides long. The record is from the annotation of a GenBank genome assembly. NCBI's taxonomy places the organism in Eukaryota, Phaeophyceae, Ectocarpales, Ectocarpaceae.
AUGGAAGGGGGGAGUUGCGCCGCUGCUUGGGAGGCUUCGCCCGAGAUUGAGCCUUUCAACAGCAAAAUCCCUGUGUUUCUGGAGCGGACGUUCAGAUUGAUCGAUAACACAUCGGACGACAUCGUGUCAUGGUCGGCUGGGGGGGAUUCGUUCAUCAUCAAACAGAAAGGCAUGCCGAACGUACCAACCAGGUGUCCCCAGUGCCUUUACGAGUGA